Adineta ricciae is the source of this 966-nucleotide messenger RNA. The record is from the annotation of a GenBank genome assembly. Lineage: Eukaryota; Metazoa; Rotifera; Eurotatoria; Adinetida; Adinetidae.
AUGAAUGAAAUUAAUUUCACGACGUUUCAAGAUGAGAAAUUUGUUCUUCAUCGAGUCAAAUUUGCGAUUUUAUUAACUUUACAAAUCCCCGCAAUUCUCCUUUCCCUUUUGAUCUUUUUUUAUUUCUUCACACAUCGAACGAUUCUUCAUAUUCGUCAAAAUCAAGCUUUAUUUCUCUUAUUAAUCAUCAAUUUCAUUCAAUUAACAUUCGAUUUACCAAUGGUUAUUCAUUUCAAUCGUCUUGGUUACGUUAGUCCAACAAAAUCAUCUUAUUGUGCAUGGUGGACAUUUCUCGAAUACACUCUCAAUGCUGCAAGUGAAAUGUUAAUGGCAACAAUAUCAAUUCAACGACAUAUUCUUAUCUUUCAUGCAAAUCUCUUCAAUAAUCGAUUAAAUCGAUAUGUUUUACAUCAUUUACCACUUCUCAUUUGUAUUAUUUAUCCAAUAAUUCUCUAUUUGGUUAUCAUUGUGUUUGAUUUUUCUUGUGAUGGAACACAAUGGGAUUAUAGUUCAAAUAUUUGUGGAUUAGCAAAUUGUUAUCUUGUUUAUGACAAAGUUUUAGGAAGUUUUGAUUGGGUAGUUGAUAAUGGUUUACCUGUUGUGGUGAUCAUUUUGGCGAAUAUUGGACUUAUUAUACGUGUUCUUCGACAAAAACGUCGUGGUCAAGGGAUUAUUUCAUGGAAAAAACAACGAAAAUUAACACUUCAAUUAUUGAGUAUUUCUUCAAUUUAUUUUCUCGGAUGGUUUCCGAAUAUUUUCAUUGGAAUUAUUCAACAAUUAUUCAUUCCAGGAUUUAUUUCUAAUAUUCAAUUUGAUUACAUUUUCGAUUUACUUUAUCUGAUUUAUCUUUUAAUGCCAUGGAUAUGUUUAGGAUUAUUCCCAGAAUUUAUUAAAUGGAUAAGGAAAUUCUUUGUCAAAGAAUAUCAAAGAGGAAAUACUAUUCGACCUACAAAUCAUUUCAAUUAA